Salvia hispanica is the source of this 684-nucleotide messenger RNA. The record is from RefSeq and is a predicted model, not a curated record. NCBI's taxonomy places the organism in Eukaryota, Viridiplantae, Streptophyta, Magnoliopsida, Lamiales, Lamiaceae.
AUGCUUGGCACAAAUGCAGCGAGAGCAGGCGGCGGCGCGGCGGAGGCGCGGGUCCCUCGCCCGAUACAACGUCGGACGUUUGUCCCCCACGAGCAUGACGUAGCGCGCGAACGUCUGUUCGCAGAUUAUUUUGCCGAGAAUCCAAGGUGGGGCCCGAAUGUUUUUCACCGACGUUUUAGAAUGAGCCGAGAUCUUUUUCUCCGCAUUGUGCACACGUUGGAGGGACGUGAUGAGUACUUCCAGUAUCGGGAAGACGGGAUCGCUAGACCCGGACUUACGCCGUUGCAGAAGUGCACGGUUGCGAUCCGCCAGUUGGCCUACGGCACAACAACGGAUAUGUUCGACGAGUACCUCCACGUCGGGGAGAAAACUGGCCGCGAAUUUCUCAAGACUUUUUGUAAGUUAGUUGUGGAGGCUUUUGGCGACACAUAUUUGCGACGCCCGACUGCUGAUGAUGGCCAGAGCCUGAUGCGGAUGCACGAGACGGUGGAUGGCUUCCCUAGGAUGCUAGGGAGCAUCGACUGUCCGGCGCAUUUCUGGUACAAGGAAGUCAUCGCCGACGUAUUGUAUGCGUGCAUCAUCAUGCAUAACAUGAUAGUCGAACAAGAACAUGGACAUGUCACCGAUUGGGUGGAUGAUGAAGCCGGAUCUAGCUCCAGCAAGGCGACCUCGCAUGUCACUUGA